Osmia lignaria (orchard mason bee) is the source of this 2373-nucleotide messenger RNA. RefSeq names its product Rab11 interacting protein (gene Rip11). Gene Ontology annotation, biological process: regulated exocytosis. The record is from RefSeq and is a predicted model, not a curated record. Gene Ontology annotation, cellular component: intracellular membrane-bounded organelle. Lineage: Eukaryota; Metazoa; Arthropoda; Insecta; Hymenoptera; Megachilidae. Gene Ontology annotation, molecular function: small GTPase binding.
AUGCGCAGUAGUUACCACAAUGGUGCGCGAUGCGCAAGACGGACGUAGCGGUUGUUCGAACACUAGUCUCAAGUAUAGCUGUCGUUGAUAGAUUGCAUCGAGAGUAGUUUGUUGUUGGCGUGAUUUGUUGCCGUGGCGUUGCACAUCUGGUUGCAAAAGCUACGACGCGUAAUGCCAGCAUUCGGCAUCACGGUACUCGUUACGUAGAUCGGUUCGUCGUAGGAGGAACAACAGAUGAAUAUUUCUAACCGAACAGCGUGACCUAAUCGAACAAAAUGUGGAGUCCGACACACGUUCAAGUGACAGUUCAAAGAGCGAAGAACUUGUUAACCAAAGGAAAACAUAAGACCAAUGAUUGUUUCGUGACAAUCGCCCUUGGGAAAGAAAAAUACCAAACGUCCGUGAAGGAGAAGGCCUCGAAAGACGUGGAAUGGCACGAAGAAUGCGAAUUGCUUAUUCCGGAACAAGGAAACACCGCGGAAAUAGUGCUUACUGCUCUUCAUCGUAACUUCUUGGGAGUUGACGAGUUUCUCGGCACGAUCAGCAUACCCCUUUCCAGCUUCGACGUAUACGAGAGACCGAAAAAUAGAUGGUAUACUCUUGGAAGUAAACCAGGGAAGGAGAAUACGAAAGAAAGAGGAGAACUCGAAGUAAAAAUAAGCUUCAUCGUGAAAGCUGGCAGUUUGACCGACUUGAGCCUUAAAGAACGGCACAAGAGUUCUCUCGGUCAGUUAUCUACAGCAGCUCAUUCGAUUGGUGGCAGUCUUCUGAGUAUAGGUAGCUUCGAGAAACGUAAGGGUUUAAAAAAGUUGGCAAAGUCAAUUGGGAAUCGUGUAAAGGGGAAAAGCAAGCACAGUUUGAACAAAAAGGAAGACCUCGACGAAAGGGAGGAACACAAAUUCAGGACGCGACAAGAACCUGGUGAGGCUGAUCCUGGUGUGAUCAGCGAGGAUGAAGAUGAAUUUACGUUCGAUGAUCUGUCUCAUAAGAGUUCGGCAUCGUCUCUGAACGCGCCGGUAGUAGGUUCGGUAACUUCGAGUGUCUCUUCCGGUAACGACACGCAUCAUGUACCAUCUGCACCGACAAAUGCAGCCCCUAGUAAACCGCCACGAUACUCAAUGAGCUCUUCCACCACCUCUUUAUCCAAAGUUGAUAACAUUAAAGAUGAUGAAUGGGGUCUUAAGCUUUACGGAAAGCAAGUGAAUAAUCCUGUUAAAAGGUGGGAAAAUAAACAAAGUCCAAAGAUUGUAGUAGACGAGCCAAAGGAUGAACGUCGCGAAUCAUCGCCUAUAAAUUCACCCUCGUCGAAUUUGAAAUUUCAAGAAACUCCGGAACCUCCUAGCCCAGCACCGCGUGAACUUAUACAGAGCAAAAACAGGGAAGAAAAGUUUGUUUCCAACAAAGAAAAAACUAUAAGAGAUGAAAAAUUAAAGGAGAAAAAGGAGGACAAAUAUAAUUGUUGGAGUCCUAAAGAUGAAAAGCAAUUGAGAAAGGAUAGAAAAAAAGAGAAAGAAAAUAAACUGAAAGAAUUGAACGACGUUAAUAAUUUGUCUUCGGAAAGGAUUAUCAUCGGAGGCGAAGAUGCGAUUAAGAGUACGACGCUAAUCAAGAGUCACCUACCGCACGAAGUUCUUGCUCAGUUCGAAGGAAAAUCAAGAGAGGAUCUCAUAGAAUUAACGCUGCAGUUACAAGCGGAUGUAACAGAAAAGAAGAAACGCCUAAAUGACUUGGAAGAUUAUAUAGAUGCGCUGUUGUUACGAGUAAUUGAAUGCUCGCCGCGCCUACUACAAAACCCCUACCAGUCACAGAGACGUUUGUCAUCACCCGGGCAUCAAUAGAUAAUUGAACGCUCUUCCGUUUUGAUGUUUCCUGACAUUGAAGUUAAUUACGUUAUUCAGCAUAAUUAAUGAUAAUUGCAUAGCCAAUCGUUUUAUACAUAUUUGACCGUUUUCGUGGAUGGUCUCUUAUAUAUUUUGUAGCCCACGUGUUUUAAUUUAUUUCCGACUAAUAAUUUAGAAUUUUAUAUAAUUUGCACGUAGCUUUUUGAUAAUGCCGCUUUUUAAAGUGUAUAAACUUCUGUUGAAUUAUAACGUUUUGUUGUCACUUUAAUGAAGAAUUUUAUUACGUUUCGUAUUUUUGAAAAGUUCAAAAAAAGUUAGUGUUCAAAAUAAGAUGAAAACAGAUUUAAAUACUCCCCUAGUCUUCCCAAAAAAAAGCAAUAUAUCGUUGAUCCAAAAUAUGGUAUGUCCGUCCAAAGUGUGAUCCCAAUAAGAGCACCUACUAUAAUAUUUAUAUUUUUGAAUAUUUACACGAGAAUUUCUUCAUACUAUAUUGUAUAAUGUUUUCACAAAUAUAUUUGGAGAAAAACUGUUA